UGAUAUUCGUUUGAAGAAGAUCUUGUAUGGAAUCAUCGCCGUGAGACAUGGGCAUCAUUGGCGACAUGAAACGCGACAAAUCGUUGGGAAGCAGUAGCAGCAGCACGACGAGCAGCGGCAAUCGUAGCGGCAGUAGCCUGUUGGGCGACCGGCCUCGUCCGCUGUCCGCUUUCUGGGGCGGACUUGGAUCGAAGUCGUCGUCGUCUCCCAAGUCGGAGCCGGUCGUGCCCAAAGGCUACAAAUUGAAGCACUCGUAUGGCGGAUCGACGGGCCACUUGGACGCGUACGGAGGCGGAUUGGGCGGCGGGAUGAGGCCAGCCGUUUCGAUGCCGGUCGUGGCCGGUGCCCACCUUCCGGUGGCUUCGCCCAGCAGCCGCAAUAACGCCGGCCACGCUGUUAGCGGGUCGAACCACAUCAACGGCAGUGGCAAACAUCGGCAUCAGCAACAUCGCAACAGCCUUCCGCCGGCCUUGAUCCAACAUCCUUCAUUACAGCAACGAUCCAAUCAACAGCGUCCACCGUCGCGUGCAAUCAGCACGACUACCAUCAACAGCGGCUUAACGUCCCGGAUGAAAGUGGAUCCCGAACUGAUCUUCACGAAACAGGAGCGGAUCGGUAAAGGAUCGUUUGGCGAAGUGUUUAAAGGUAUCGACAACCGGACACAACAGAUCGUGGCCAUUAAAAUCAUCGAUCUUGAAGAGGCCGAAGAUGAAAUUGAAGACAUCCAGCAAGAGAUCAUGGUGUUGUCGCAGUGCGACAGUCCCUACGUCACUCGUUACUAUGGAUCCUACCUCAAAGAGACGAAGCUGUGGAUCAUUAUGGAGUACCUGGGCGGAGGUUCAGCGCUCGACCUGAUGAAGGCUGGCAAUUUUGACGAGAUGCAAAUCGCCAUCAUCCUCCGCGAAGUGCUCAAGGGCUUGGAAUACCUGCACUCUGAACGCAAACUCCAUCGUGACAUUAAAGCGGCCAACGUGUUGCUAAGUGAGCAAGGAGACGUCAAAUUGGCGGAUUUCGGCGUGGCCGGCCAGUUGACCAACACGACGAGCAAACGCAACACCUUUGUAGGCACGCCCUUCUGGAUGGCGCCUGAAGUCAUCAAACAAUCAGCCUACGAUUCAAAAGCGGACAUAUGGUCACUGGGCAUCACGGCCAUCGAGCUGGCCAAAGGGGAGCCGCCCAAUUCCGACUUGCAUCCCAUGCGCGUCCUUUUCCUCAUCCCAAAGAAUAACCCGCCUCAGCUGACGGGCAACUAUUCGAAACAAUUUAAGGAGUUUGUCGAGGCCUGUCUCAACAAAGAUCCCGAAAACAGGCCGACAGCCAAAGAGUUGUUGAAAACGCCUUUUAUCCGCAAGGCAAAGAAGAAUCCUUACCUGAUCGACCUGAUUGACCGCUUCAAGAAAUGGAGGAUGAUGCACAAUGGCGACAGCGGCACCGAUUCCGACAAUUCCGACUCGGAGGGCUCGCAUACGGACAACGACGCCAGCGAUCCGUGGAUCAACACGGUGACGAGCAUCGAGUCGAUCGUGGCACGCAGUGGCUACCCUUCCGACCGGGACAAAGAAAAAUUAAGCGAUAACAAGGAGUCUACGGCUAAAGUGUCAUCAUCGUCUCUUGAGCAGCAGUCACGUUCCCCGCCAUCUUCAACGACGGUCAAGAGUCCGAUGAACGGGAAUUCGGUGACGGUUGUGGCGGCUGCCUCCGUCGCCGCCACCACCAAUUCGUCCUCGGGCGAUCGAAACCUGUCGCGAUCUGAUGCCGAAUUAUCUAAAUCACCGCCAAAAGAGCUGUCGUCCAGUCCUAACAAACAUCAGCAGCAACAACAACAACAACAAGCAGACCAGAAUAAUAAAAGGUUACAGGCGAGUCCUUCAAGGGCUGGCGACGUCGGCAUGCGGAGAUUCGAUGAACCGGAGCGAGAUCGAGACAGCAGAGAGAGAGAUAGCCGUCCUGAGCAUCACCACCAGCGAAGCCGCAGCGACAAACAACAGGCUCCGCUUCCACCCGUGAAGGAUCUCAACCGGCGUAACAAUGACGAGCCGGACACGAGCAAACCUCACAGAUCCUCGCAGCAGCAGCAGCAGAACAAUUCGCGGCCAAAGAGUGCCAUACCUAGCGUCAUAUCGCCCCUCCUCGUUGACCUAUCGAAGAGGUAUCGUGGCGGCACUGGUAGCAAUGGCAAAAGUCCGUUGGACGAACUGCUCCAUGCCUUUGAGAUGGCCGAGCGAUCCAGUCCUGGUGUGACGGAGCUCUUUGUCAGAGACUUGCUGGCCAAAAUGGUGCCCAACAUGACCGAGUCCCGCGUCAGAACUGUCGUUGAUCGAAUGAUAAGAGAUUCAUCCUAAAGAAGUAGUAAGUGGGUGACAUGACCUGAUAGCAGAUCGUACUUACCGAGCAAGAAAAUGUUUUGUUUUGUCCAACCCGAUAGCGACGCCAUCAUCACCAAAACCACGGGCAACGUUCUCUCCUUGCUCCUGUGUCUUUGUUUUAUUCAGCGGAAUGAAACAAGACGAAGAAAGAAAGAAAGAAAAAGAAGAAUAGCUGAUAUAACUAUUGUUAAUCAUUUCCCUCCUCCCUCUCCCCUGUAGCUCCUGUUAUUGCAUCCGGAGUAGGUUCCUUCCGGUCACCCAGCUCCACAGAAAGAGAGAAACGAGUAUGUGUGUGUGUGUGUGUGUGUAUGCGUGUGCCGUAGAGAGAAAUUAUGGGGGGAAUAGGAGAGGGACUUUUUUUUUUUUUUAAAUCUACAAAAUCAAUUUAUAAUUAAUAAGAAUAAGGAAGAAGAGUCCUAGUGUGAUUGUGUUAUAUACAUUGUGGAACCCCCCCCCUUCUUUUUUUUUAUUAUGGUUAAUAUUAAAAGUUGUUUUUAAUGGGAUGCAAAACAGAAAAGUCACAAAAUUAAGUAAGAAAGAAAAAAAUUUGUUGGUAGAUGUGCAUUUUGCUGCUGCUACCAGGAAGUCUUUGGGAUGGAAACGAAUCCGACUUUUUGAGCCAGGUUUAUACAGUUGAAAAAUCAGAGUCUUUAUUAGUGUGUGGUGUAAGAAUCUUGUUACGAGUCCUUUUGAUUCUUCCAACAUGUUUACUGAAAAAAAAAAAAAAAAACAGGAAAACAACUUAAAAAUUCCGUUCCGAUCCCUCCCAAGCUCCUUUUCUGUUUCGUGGUUGUUUUUUUUUUUUUUUUUUAAUUUUUGCUCGCCUCUACAUUUGUGUAUGUGUGUAAUAUCUUAGGAUUUUUUGUACAGACCUUCCUCCCCUUUACCCAUUUUUUUUUUUUUUUUU
Molecule: messenger RNA, 3273 nt
Organism: Daphnia carinata
Lineage: Eukaryota; Metazoa; Arthropoda; Branchiopoda; Diplostraca; Daphniidae
Gene: GckIII
Product: serine/threonine-protein kinase 26-like
Exons: 10
Coding region: 48-2342 (764 amino acids)
Biological process (GO): protein phosphorylation
Molecular function (GO): ATP binding; protein kinase activity
Source: RefSeq, a predicted model, not a curated record